Molecule: messenger RNA, 537 nt
Organism: Suillus bovinus
Lineage: Eukaryota; Fungi; Basidiomycota; Agaricomycetes; Boletales; Suillaceae
Exons: 2
Coding region: 1-537 (178 amino acids)
Source: RefSeq, a predicted model, not a curated record
AUGGCAUCUAUGCCGCCAUCUAGCUUUCCGAAUGCUUCUGUCUAUAUGUCACAAUCGUCGCUGCACGAUUCCAUUCAUACUGAUCCAAAUUCACCAGAAGUGCUGAAGCAGAAUGUGCAAAUAGCGCUUGACCAUGUAUCAAGGAUUCAAUCACUGGCACGUAACUGCUUGCAUGGCAUACAAAGCGCAUACCAACCAGGAAAUAAUCCCGCACACGCAACAGGCAAGUACGUUCAUGUUUUUUUCUAUAUAACUGUGGCUUUACGCUUGAAAUUUCCAGCUGAGCUGGCCGCACUUAUGCAGGCACUUCGCACAUUUGCUGAAUUCCUUCGACAAACUGGUGUAGGCGCAUACCCCAUGCCACCCGUCCCUGAGUCUCAGAGUGCAUCGUCGAUACCUCCCACAGAGCAGCAACUGAUUGAUGCCACGGCAAAAGAGGUACAAGUGCUUUACGAGCGCCUGAAACGUAUUCAAGAGAGCAAUACCGUCGCUGUAAAUUUACUUGGAGCCGCUGAUACCGUCUCUCGUGCUCGUUAA